AUGUUUUUUGUUGAUACGAUCAUCUGCAAAUGUAUUCAAUAUCGACCAAUAUACAAUACUAUUGAUAAUGUUUUAUCAAUCAAUCUAUUUUUAUGCUUUUUUUUUUCUAGUCAUGUCUUAUAUGUUAUUUCAUUAGAUGGUAAAAUAACUGCAAUUGAUGUUCAACAAAAGGGUCGUCAAUUAUGGAUAGCUAAUAUCGGUUUACCUUUAGUUGAUUCAACUAUUAACAAAAUUGAAAUAUCUCAUGAUUCAAAAUCAAUUCGUCUAAUUCCAUCACUUCUUGGCGGUCUUUAUGGAAUACAUGAUGAAAAUGAACAUAUGGAACCAUUACCAUUUGAUGCUGAAUCUUUACUUAAUACAUCAUUUCAUCUUCAUGAUGAAUUUGUUAUGAUAGGCGGAAAAGAUAUCGAUACAAUUGGUCUCGAUUUACAUACGGGAAAAACUAUUUAUUCAUCUUCAAAAGACGAUGUGGAUCAAACAACAUUCGAUAGUACAUGUUCAGCAUCGAUACUUAUUAUUAAACGAAUAAAACAAACUGUUCGUGCACGAUGUCUACGAAAUGGACAUGAAAAAUGGAAUUUCAGUGUUUCAAAUCAUCAAUUAAUGCAUUUAUAUAUUCCAUCGUCUAGUGAAAUUCUUGAAAAAAUUGAUAAUUAUAAUGAAAAUCCUGUAUUUUUCGAAUAUCAAUUACAAACUGGAUUGAUAUUAGCUUUUGAUUAUAAUAAUCAUUUGAUUUGGACAUCAUCAAUAAAUAAUCCAAUAGCUGCUGUAUGGGAAUUAAAAAAUGGUCAAUUAAAAGAAAAAUCUCUAUUAAAAACAAGACUAUCACAUCGUCUUGCUUUUAUGGGAAAAUUCAAUUCAAUUCCAUAUGUAAUUAUUUCAUCUCGUGUACAACGUCAAUUAAUUUAUCAUGCAAGAAAAAAGAAUGUUUUUAAUCCAUCAAAUAUGAAAAAGCCAUUACUUUCGUUUUCGUAUAAAACAAAUAAAAAACAUCAUCUAUCGAUAAAUUCUAAAUUAUCAAACAAUAAUGACAGAUUUUCAACAGUUGAUCAUAAUUAUCCGUUAGUUGUACGGCAAGAUGAAUCAUUGGAUAUUGUUGGAUAUUUGGAACUAAUCGAUUCACAUGAAGAUAUAGCAGAAGAAGAAAAAUAUGAAUUAUUAGUAGAUAUUAAUAGUAAUUCAACAUGGAUUUUAUGGAUUAAUAUAUUGACUAUAUCAAGUGUAUGUUUCUGUGCUUUGAUUAUUAUACUUAUUUGGUAUUGUAAACAAAAACAUAUAGAUAUACAACAUCAGAAAUUGAUAAUAUCAAAGAACAACGACAUCACUUUUGAACAUCAAUUAUCUGAACCAACAUUUCAAUCUCGAUACAUACUUGAAUAUGAACAUGUUCGAGUUCUUGGACGUGGUGGUUUUGGUAUUGUAUUUGAAGCAAUUAAUAAAUUAGAUGAACGACGUGUAGCAAUUAAAAGAGUGCCAUUAAAAAAAUCAUUGAGUACAGAACGAGCAUUGAAAGAAAUUCGAUGUUUAGCUAUAUUAAAUCAUCCAAAUUUAAUACAGUAUUAUUAUGCUUGGCAUGAAUGUCCACCAAAUGGAUGGCAAGAUGAAAAAGAUAAAAAAUUAAUACUGAGAAAUAAUGAACUUACAAAAGACUCACUUAGUAUAUAUUCUACAUCAGCAGUAUCAAAUGAUGAUAAUCAAUCAGAUAUACAAUCCCAACAAAGAAAGCUUUCUUCUACAUCUUGUCUUUCACCAUUAAUUGAUUUUACAUUUGAACGUUCAUUAAAUCUAUCACAGAUUCAUGAAGGUAGUAAUUCAUCAUUAUGUGAACAUUCAUAUGAUUCAUCGAAUGAAGAAAUAUCAAACAAUGAUGAUAAAAUAAUAUUCAAUGAAUCAAAAUCUUCUAUUGAAAAAACAAGUUCUGAUUGUUCAAUAACUUAUUUUUAUUUUGUUAUGGAAUUAUGUCAAACAGAAUCAUUACGUAAUCGAUUAAUAAAACAAACUAUUAAAAAACAAUCUGAAGCUUGGUCAAUAGUUGAUCAAAUAAUCAAUGGUAUUGAAUAUAUUCAUUCAAAAAAAUUAAUUCAUCGUGAUUUAAAACCUUCAAAUAUUCUUUUUUCUAUGAAUAAUAUUGUAAAAAUUGGUGAUUUUGGUCUUGUAAGUGCUUUUGGUGAAGAUAAAAUUGAGAAAAUAGAUCAUACUGAAAAUAAUGAAUUUGGUGGUACAAUACUUUAUAUGAGUCCGGAACAAAUCAAUCGUCAAUCAUAUAAUCAAAAAGUAGAUAUCUAUGCAAUAGGUAUUAUUCUAUUUGAACUUCUGUAUCCAUUUUCUACUCAAAUGGAACGAAUACGAGCAUUAGAAAAUAUUCGUCUUCAAACACCCGUAUUUCCAAUUGAUUUCCAAUGUAAUCAAUCAAUUUGUCGUUUAAUUCAAUGGCUUUUAGCUUAUUCGCCACAUGAUCGUCCAAAAGCAUGUGAAUUCCGUCAAGAUUGUUCGUAUCAAAAUAUCGUUAAAGGCGAAAAUUUGGUUUAUUAA
This is a messenger RNA of Rotaria sp. Silwood2, 2532 nucleotides long. The record is from the annotation of a GenBank genome assembly. NCBI's taxonomy places the organism in Eukaryota, Metazoa, Rotifera, Eurotatoria, Philodinida, Philodinidae.